AUAUAUUUAAGUAACCGCUCUCUUUGGAUGGUGCACUUCAACACAUUCAACCAAGGUCGUCGGACGGGGGUUUGUUUGUUAAGAAUUCAGCACGCCAGUUCACUCGAAUGCCGUGUGUCUAAAGUGUUUCUAGUGUAGUGCAGUAGUCAUUAAUAAACAUAGUAUAGUGUCGCGCGGCUGACACAUAUUCUCAGUGAACAAGGUGAAUUAUGGCGGGAGACCGACAGUAUAGUUUUCAGACUGGACAGAAAAAUGAAUUCCAGGUCCUGGAUUACAUUCUGUUUGCAGGAUUACUGAUAUGUUCCGCGGGAAUCGGAUUAUUCUACGCCAUCAAGGAUAGGAAGAAGUCCAACACCAAGGACUUUCUGCUGGCCGGAGGGGACAUGAACCCUAUUCCCGUGGCCCUGUCCCUCCUGGCCAGCUUUAUGUCCGCCAUUACUCUACUUGGGACCCCUGCGGAGAUGUACAAUUACACGACGAUAUAUUGGUGGAUAGGCCUGGGCUAUUUCUUCGUUAUCCUUGGUGCGGCCCACGUUUACAUGCCAGUAUUCUACCGGCUCCGCGUGACAAGCUCAUACGAGUACCUAGAGCUUCGAUUCGGAAAAACUUCCCGAACCAUUGGAGCCAUCAUUUACGUAGUUCAAAUGACGCUGUACAUGUCCAUUGUUCUCUACGCUCCCUCUUUGGCGCUCAAUGCUGUGACCGGGUUUACUCUGUGGGGCUCUAUAUGGGCGGUCGGCCUAGUAUGCAUAUUUUACACAACGAUUGGUGGUAUGAAGGCCGUGCUAUGGACGGACACUUUCCAGGUGGGCAUGAUGUUGGCCGGGCUCCUCGCGGUCCUAAUCCAGGGCAGUAUAGAAGUGGGCGGAUUCAGUAAAGCGUGGGAGCGUUCUGUCGCCACCGGCCGAAUCAACUUUGUAGAUUUUGACCCAGACCCGGCCAUCCGCCACAGUUUCUGGACCUGUGUGGUGGGAGGGUGUUUCACUUGGCUCAGUGUGUACGGUGCAAACCAAUCACAGAUUCAGCGCGCGAUCACGUGCUCCACCUUACGGAGAGCUCAGUUGGCUUACUGGUUGAACUGGCCGGGGCUCUGCAUCAUCUUGUACCUGUGUGCUAUGAUAGGUACAGUAAUAUACGCCUUCUACGAGACGUGUGACCCUAAAACAUACGGGCUUAUUACAGCUUCUGACCAGUUACUCCCGCUUUUUGUGUUGGACGUCCUGGGACACAUACCCGGAAUUCCUGGACUUUUUGUGUCCUGUCUCUUUUCAGGUGCUCUCAGUACUCUCUCUUCCGGACUAAACUCCAUCGCCGCUGUCCUGUUACAAGAUGUGCUCAGGGUGUUCUGUGUUGGGCGGAUAACUUCAGAAACCAUUGCUACGAACGCAUCUAAGAUCAUUGCUUUAAUAUUUGGCUUUAUAUGCCUUGGACUAACCUACGUGGCCUCACUCUUAGGAGGAGUGCUGCAGGCGGCGCUGGCGCUUUUCGGCGUGAUUGGCGGUCCCUUGUUGGGUGUUUUUACACUUGGAAUGAUGUUUCCAUGGGCUAAUGAAAAGGGUGCCGUAGUCGGUAUGUUGACGAGUCUGACCCUGAUGUUAUGGAUAAGUGUCGGUUACCAGAUACACAAACCUAAGGUAGCCACGUUUUCUCCCAUCUCUGUGGAGGGCUGUAACUGGAAUAUCUCAGACAAAUCUCCUCCCCCGCACCUCACCUCCUUCUACACCAACAGCCUCAACCAGAGCUCUACCCUGAUCAACUCAACCAUCACAGCUGCUGCUGAAAUGACGAAAGAGGACUCGUAUAACAUAAUGGACCGCUUCUACUCACUGUCGUACCUAUGGUACAGUGCCACGGCCAUGAUUGUAGUGAUUGGGGUGGGAAUGGCGGUCAGUGCUAUCACAGGAUUUGAGAAGCCUAGUGAAAUGGAUCCCAAACUGUUCUGUCCGAUAUUUGAUGUGUUCUGUCCAUUUCUACCGGAGAAGAUCAGAAAACCUCUUAGAUUUGGAGUACAGUACGAUAAGAUGAAGUCGUGUGGAGAAAUGGAGAUGGAUUUCCAGGAUAAAAUAGAUGGCAAAGAAGAGGAAGCAUCACCUCUACAAGGGAAAGUUGUAGCAGAGGUCAAUGGUGAUGGCUCUAAAGCCAUGUGACAAGAGAGAAACUCCUAGUCCACAUACACAUUAGGGCAUAUUGUAAUAAAACUCUACAUGUUCAGUAUCGUUCAUCUCUCAUGGAAACCAGCAUUAAAUCAUCACUUAUUUCUAGGAUUCAUUACGCAAACAUAGAUUUCUAAGUAGAUACUGUACAUAAUCAGUCUCUUGUUCCCAUAAGUAGAGCGUGAGCAAUUGCAUAGUACAUAUGUACUGUAGAAAGCUUUGCACACUAAAUCAUUGCUAUUGUUGAACUUGUAAUACUUUUAAUGAUGAUUUUGAAUUUUGGAUGCCAAUAUAGUACUUUCUAUAGUUCACAGAAUUAUUAGGUUGUCAUGGUGUUCUGUUGGGCCACUAGUACCUUCGACUUUAGGGCAAGAUGCCAGGGUGCAAAGACGACAGUGCGAAAUUGCAAAGGCGAAGGGACGAAAUUGGAAAGAUGGGAUGGGGAAGUGUAAAGAUACGAAGGUGAAGAAGCGAUACUACUAUCACUCCUUUGCCUUUGCACUCUCACCUUUGCAACUUCGCCUUUUGAUGUGUGCAACUCUUUAACAUUUAAAGAGAAUUUUAGCUUUAAAAAAAUGCGUCUGCAGAAGAAGACAAGCUUUAGAGAAAAUAUUUUUAACAAUUUAACAAUCCAAACACCUUAUUGUGUAAUGAAUUUUAAGUGUAACUAUGUGUAAAUCUUAUUGAAUUAAGGUAAGCAGACUGGCAAGGGUCUGAAGUCUGGAAGGGCACACACACUGACAGGCAUUACAUUUUAUAUGGAGUACAAGAUAAAUAAGCUUAGAUAGCAAUGGUAAAAAGAUGCCGGUAUGUCAGAUAACCCAGUAAAAUAUUGAUGAACUUUUAGUAAGCACGAUGGCCGUCACACUGUCUACUGCAUGCGUACCAAUAAAAUCCGAGACUAUGGCGACUUCAAUACCUCCAUCAAAUUAUCUGUAAUCAACAGACAGAGAGAAAGCAAUACGAAGGUAGUAGUGUGAAAGGCAAAGGAAGGAUAGUAGUAUUGCUCCUUCACCUUCACACUUUUACCUUCGUGCUUAGCCAUCGCGUGUUCGCACUUUUGCUCCUUUGCUUUCGCACUUUUUCCUUCGCACUCUCGAAUCCUCGCCCUAAAGGCGAAGUUGGAAGUGGCCUCAAUGAAAAACACCAUAGGUUGUAUAUUGCAAUUUAAGAACCUCAUCUUCUGUCCAUCUGAAGUUUUUGUUUAAUUUAUAGAUUAUCAUGAUGAAUCAUUGCAACUCAAAUGGCAAAAGAAGGUCAUGUUUGAUUUUUUACUUGUCAUCAUCAAACAAGUCAUACAUACUCCAAUACUCAAUUCUUUAUAUAUCGGAGUUCAGUGCUCCUUUUAUCAUUUUACUAGUAUUAUUACUAUCAAAUCAAAUUUUUAACCUAACCAUAAAGAAAAAUCGUCAGACCUUCUUCUGUAUGAAUAAAUUGAUUUAAAACAAUA
Molecule: messenger RNA, 3603 nt
Organism: Magallana angulata
Lineage: Eukaryota; Metazoa; Mollusca; Bivalvia; Ostreida; Ostreidae
Product: sodium-coupled monocarboxylate transporter 2-like
Exons: 15
Coding region: 210-2147 (645 amino acids)
Biological process (GO): sodium ion transport; transmembrane transport
Cellular component (GO): membrane
Molecular function (GO): symporter activity
Source: RefSeq, a predicted model, not a curated record